Ziziphus jujuba (common jujube) is the source of this 2718-nucleotide messenger RNA. Its product is annotated as UPF0481 protein At3g47200-like. The record is from RefSeq and is a predicted model, not a curated record. The transcript is spliced from 4 exons. The coding region runs from base 645 to 2210 and encodes 521 amino acids. Lineage: Eukaryota; Viridiplantae; Streptophyta; Magnoliopsida; Rosales; Rhamnaceae.
AAACUUAGGGGAAAGUUGGCAGUGGAGCACUAUGAUUUGCAAUUUUCUGUUUUAAUUUAUUAGUAUUUCUCUUCAGUGUGGUGAUUCCACUGUUCUCAACAAUCAAUCCCUUUCAAAAUUCAAUAUCUCACUGUAAUGACCAACUAAUAAGGUUUUUAAGUCUUCGUUUACCAUUCUUAUUUUAAUUGUUUCUUUUCUUAUUUACCAAUGGUCAGAUUUGUUGUCUAUAAAGUUUCUUUUCAAUUGAUCUGCGUUCCCUUCUUGUCCAACCCUUUCUCAGAGAAGACCAAUCUUCUCUUCUCAUCUGCACAGAUCAGUAAGUCCGCAGAAGGAUGUGGUUGUGUCGACGGUGAUGGUUGAUGGGUAUGGGAAAAUGGGGGAUGUUCAGAAUGCAAGACAACUGUUUGAGGAAAUGCCCGACAGGAAUGCUAUUUCUUGGAGUGCAACGAUGGCUGCUUAUUCUAGGGUGAGUGCAAUGCACAAGAACGUACACUUACAAAGACCCAACUGGAAUUCGUAUAUGUUUUCUCACCAAUAAUGUCAGAUUAAUGAAUGAAUGAGGUACGUACUGAGGUUUUUUCAGAGAUAACAAACACUCUCUCAAAUUUUCUUAAUAAGGAGAGGAACUUCUUUCUGCAUCAAAAAUGGAGGAGCAAUCUGAAGCAGCAAAGGAAGUAGUAAUCAACAUGGAAAAUACUGAAGGACCUUAUGAGGAUCUUGUUGAUGAGUCAUCAACUCCAAGAAGUAACCAAGAAAUACAAGAAGAGAGGCCCAAGAUACCAGAGGUUCCAGAUAAAAACGAAGGACCAGCACCUAUCAGCAAGAAAAAUGAAGGACCUCUUGAUCUCCCUCCUAAGCUUCAUUUCAUGCUUAAUCAGGCUGAAUUAUCAACUCCAAGAAGCAACCAACAACCAGAAAGGCACAAGAUACCAAAGCUUCCCAAGAUGGUUUUUUAUGAAAGAAAUUGCUUUUAUCCUCUUGUGGUUUCCAUCGGUCCUUAUCACCAUGGGUAUCUUCGCCUCAAAAAAUUUGAGGAACUCAAGACUAAACUGGCAUGGAAAUAUUGUAAAACUGCUGGGCUUGUUGAUUUAUAUGAGAGAGUCGAAAAGGUUGCUAGAGAAGCAAGGGAAUUCUAUGAUAUGGAAGGAUUGAAUGAUAUUGAUGAUGAGGCAUUCACAAAAAUGAUGUUUCUUGACGGUUGCUUCAUUCUAGAGUUUAUCAUGUUGUUGCAGGGGGUAAAAGAGUAUUAUGAUAUAGCGAUAAUUAAAAAAGACAUAUCUAAAGUCAAGCGAGACUUGUUCUUGUUAGAGAACCAACUCCCUUACAUUGUUCUCGAGGCGUUAAUGAAGGGCAAUGAAGAAUAUGACUUAUAUGAAUGGAAGAAGGGGAUUAAAAAUUUCAUCAAUAUGUGUCGAAGACUUCCUCCUGCAGUCAAACCAUGGAUGUCUGGUGUUAGGAAUUACUUCUUCUGGUCACCACAAAAACAUAAAUUUAAAUCUCCUCUUCAUCUUCUCGACAUGACGAGGACAAGAUUUGUGAAACAAAGUGCUACCUUGCCUUCUCGACAUCGUCACGUGUGGGAUAGGAUACUAGACGUUGUGCGCCAUUGUAUGGGAAUCAGGUCCACCCCAAGUGCUACCAGUGAUUGGUACUCCUAUCAUUCAGCCAGGGUGCUCAAGUCUGUGGGAAUCCGGUUCAGACCAAACAAAACAGGUAGAUUUAGCGAUAUCAAGUUUGAAUCUCAAAUGUUCAUCGGGAGAGUGCUCACACUUCCUCCGAUACUCAUAGAUGACUACACCGAAUCCCUGCUGCUCAACAUGUUGGCUUUCGAAUUAAGCUAUACAAACUUGGAGUACACACAGGUUGUCGCCUCUUAUUUGUGCUUCAUGGAAUCACUUAUUGACGAUGCUGAAGAUGUGAUGAUCCUAAGAUCCCAGAACGUCAUUGUUAGUUGCUUCAGAACCGACGAAGAAGUAGCACAUCUAUUUGCGAAAAUAGCAAGCAAUAUGGUCCCAGACCCUCAUAUGUAUGCCGAAGCUAAGCGUGGAAUUCAAAAGUAUUGCAAUAGCAAGUUCCAGCAAUGGAUGGCAGAAUGUUACAACACCCAUUUCACAAGCCCUUGGACGCUUCUUGCAUUAUGCGGUGCCAUUUCUGUCAUCUUGCUCACUGUGGCUCAGACUUUUCUGGCAGCUUGGCAGAGGAAAAAUUGAAUAAUUAUUAUUUAUACCAUCUUCUAAAGUUCGAAUUCCAAAUUUGAGUUGAGAGUAAUAUAGUUCUUCUGUCAAAUUACUGACAGUAUGUGGACUUCUUACCCCUGAUGCAUCUGAUAAAAGUUACACAUUUUUGUUCCCUUUCUGUUGAGAAUUUUGAUAAUUAAUCAGUAUGGAUUCAAUUGGAGGACCUCUUUAUGUCCGUCAAGUUAAUUAACCAUCCUUAAAGAUUGGCUUGCUUGGAUAGAGUUGCUCUUGAAGAUCUAUUUGUAUAGGCACAUAGAAGUCAAAUUAUCAAUAUUUUUGUUGCUUUUAAAACAGAGCCACUCUGUUUUGGUUUGUGACUGUAAAUCUUGGUUUGAACGUUGUCCCUCCUUCUCAUGAAAGCUUUCCUUGUAUUUAUUGCUGCAGUAAGCUAACUCUCCGUCAAGGUUGGCUUGGUAGCAUGCUGCACUUCGAACUCUUCUUUUACAGCUGCAUAUAAUCAAUCUUUUAAUACUUCUUAAAA